Syngnathoides biaculeatus (alligator pipefish) is the source of this 2921-nucleotide messenger RNA. RefSeq names its product E3 SUMO-protein ligase ZBED1-like. The record is from RefSeq and is a predicted model, not a curated record. Gene Ontology annotation, molecular function: protein dimerization activity. Lineage: Eukaryota; Metazoa; Chordata; Actinopteri; Syngnathiformes; Syngnathidae. The transcript is spliced from 4 exons. Bases 2166 to 2921 code for a protein of 251 amino acids.
AUGUAGCCGAUGUCUACAAACAGUUUACUUCCCCGAAGACUACACAGAGUCGAUGAUAUGCACAAUCCUCAAAGAAGUACUCGAAUCCUGGGAACUGCAUGAGGAUAAACUCAUCUGCGUUACUAUCGAUGAUGCAACUAAUAACAAUGGAUCACUGCAUUUGACCCAGUGGAACAGGCUACAGUGCUUUGGCCACUAUUUCGAGCUGGCAAUAGCAGACAGCCUGAAAGCCCCUUCUCAAACCCAAGAGGCUGUGAAGCGUGCAGUAGGGCUUUGCAAGCAGGUAACGUCGACCAUUUCCAAUUCAUUCAAGAGAAGACGUGAUCUGGCCAAGGCACAAGUGGACCUGGACUUGCCCAUUCACCAGCUCAAGAGUGAAAGCCCCUCAAGAUGGUGCUCACGACAGCAGAUGAUCAGCAGGUUCAUCGAGCAAGAGAAAGCUGUUAAACAGUCUGAAGUCAAAUAAGACUAAACCUCUCCUGUUUCAGGUCAAAAGGUUACACACGUACUGUGUUUAACGUACAGUUUUUAAAGAACAUGGAGAAGCCCAGAUGAUGACAUCAUGGCUUUGGAAGCUCCCGAUAGGUUAACUGACAACAUGUGAGUUGAUUGACGGCGCACCUGGGCAUGUAUUUACAACCGCACCUCAAACACUCUGCUUCCUUAUGUGAAAUCAUGGAAGAAUCAAAAGAAAUCAACGAGGAAAUCACACAAAAUACAUGGAGGUCCAAAACUGUGGCUCAUCCUUGGGUACAAUUUCCAGAUGCUUGAAGGUGCCAUGGUUAUCUGUUGAAACAACUAUACACAGUUAUAAAUAUAAUGUGAAUGUCCAGCUAUCACACCGCUCAGGAAGGAGAUGGACUCUAUGUCCCAGAUAAGAAUGUGGAUUGGUCAAAAAUGUGCAAAUAAACCCCAGAACAAAACCUAAAGAUCUUGUGAAGAUGCUGGAUGAAGUUGAGAAAAAAGUGUCAUUAUCCACAGCUUGCUAGGCUACGUAACAUUUUGUUGCCUGCUUGUAAGUCGUAUUGUAGUAAAAGUAUGUGAACAAACCUCAAGCAACCCUUACACAAACACUGGUGACCACCAACAUGCUUUUUACCCCAUUGUUUCUUCUUAUGCAGUCGGUGCGAUCCACUUGUGUUGUCAUCCCCACGGUAACGACUUUAUUUGCAUUUGUGAUGACAAGAUAAAGCCCACUGAUCAUAAAAACCCAAAUGCGGUAGUACCGGAAUGUAAGAUUUUAUUCUAGUAGUCUGACAUCGUGAAAGAGCAAAUUUGUCUUGCAGUCUGAUUCACGCUUUACGUCUUCUCUCUCCCAUGGAGCUGACUUUUUUUUUUUCUUGUUAUUGGACAUCACAUAAUUCCAAUUCUAUGUCAAAAGACCUGAAAAAAAAAGAUAAAAAUGUUUUAUUUUUCCAUCUUUUGGGGCGGCACGGUGGUUCAGCUGGUAAAGCGUUGGCCUCACAGUUCUGAGGACCCGGGUUCGAUCCCAGCCCCGCCUGUGUGAAUUUGCAUGUUCUCCCAGUGCCUGCGUGGGUUUUCUCCGGGCACUCCGGUUUCCUCCCACAUCCCAGAAGCAUGCAACAUUAAUUGGACACUCUAAAUUGCUCCUAGGUGUGAGUGAGAAUGGUUGUUCAUCUGUAUGUGCCCUCCGAUUGGCUGGCAACCAGUUAAGGGUGUACUCUGCCUCCUGCCCGUUGACAGCUGGGAUAGGCUCCAGCACUCCCCGCAACCCUCGUGAGGAUAAGUGGCAAAGAAGAUGGAUGGAUAGAACCUAUCUUUUGGAUUCAGAUGUACUGUGCACGACAGCGACGCGGCAUAAAGGUCUUUUUCAAAGGCGAUCAAUAACGUCGCUAAAUUAUGACAUCAAAACCAAUCAGCCGAUUAGCAAAAAAAACGCCAGUUAUCAGCUGAUCCGAUCAGGCUGACAAAAUUGGUAUAAAGUCUACUCAAAAGAAAACAUUUUUAUCACAGUUGCAAGACUUGGUGCUAUUAUUUAGUGUUGAUACUGUACCUGUAUAUCAGCAAGCACUCACUCAAGUGUACGCACUUGUAACCCUAACAAAAAUGGUAUUGGUGCAUUCCUAUGAAUAACAUUUGAAAUAAUUUUCCAGGUCCUCCGUGACGACAGGAAAACGAGCCACCUGAACCCGAGCAGGCAAGACAUGAGAAUUCUGGAGUCCAUUAACAAGGCACUGAGUCCUCUCAUGGAGUUUACAGAUGCCUUGUCUGGGGAGGAGUAUGUCAGUGCGUCGUUUGUAAAACCUGUCCUAAACCUCUUCGAGCACCAAAUGCUCAAGUCUCAGGAUGAUGACUCCCCGCACACUAGAACCAUUAAAGAGGAAAUCCUGAACUACCUUAGUGUCAAAUAUGCUGACGACUCCAUUGAAAAGCUGCUCCACACGGCCGUGCUGCUUGAUCCCCGAUUUAAAAGAGCCUACAUAAAGGAAGAGAGAAUUGACCUCAUGAAGACAAAAGCUGUAGAAGAAAUGGAGCUCCUGGGGGCUGGAGGUAAAGCAGGAGCACCGGCGGUCUCUGUUCCAGCAUCUUCUGCAGAUGAAUCGGAGCUCCCGGCACCCAAGAAAGUAAAGAAGAGUUUGUCCAGCGACUUCAAGAACGCAGCAGCACAUACCUGCCGAGACACGUCAAAGCCGAACCGAGCGUCUGUCGAACUGGAGCUCAACAUGUACCUGCAGACAGCCAACCUAGAUCCUGAGAAAGAUGCGCUCGUAUGGUGGAGGCAGCACGAGGUCAACUUCCCAUUGGUGGCAAAGCUGGCCAAAGAAUACCUGUGCAUCCCCGCGACGAGUUUGCCAUCUGAGCGGAUCUUCGGCGCGAGUGGCAACGCGGUGACGUCAAAGAGGUCAUGUCUUGAGCCUGAAAGAGUUGACCAGCUUGUCUUUCUAUCUGUCAUCCUGUGA